Brassica napus (rape) is the source of this 3023-nucleotide messenger RNA. RefSeq names its product cytochrome P450 76C3. Gene Ontology annotation, molecular function: iron ion binding; heme binding; oxidoreductase activity, acting on paired donors, with incorporation or reduction of molecular oxygen. Lineage: Eukaryota; Viridiplantae; Streptophyta; Magnoliopsida; Brassicales; Brassicaceae. The coding region runs from base 38 to 1573 and encodes 511 amino acids. The transcript is spliced from 4 exons. The record is from RefSeq and is a predicted model, not a curated record.
UAUAAAGCCAUUCUCCAAAUUAUUAACAGGCCGUGCAAUGGAACUCUCAAUAAUUCCGGCCGUGGUUACGGUCCUCUUUUUUCUUGUAACUCUCUUCUUUUUCUCCACCGCAAGAAAUCGGAGGAACUCCAGCUACGGCGGCAAUGGCCAAGGCUCACUUCCGCCGGGUCCUCCGGGACUCCCAUUGGUGGGAAACAUAUUCCAACUCGGCUUCAAUCCUCACCGUUCACUUGCUGUCUUUUCGAAAACAUAUGGACCUAUAAUGAGUUUAAAGCUUGGAAGGUCAACCGCAGUGGUUAUAUCUUCACCAGAAGCAGCUAAAGAGGCACUUAAAACACACGACCAUGUCAUGUCUGCUCGAACCUUUAACGACCCGAUCCGAGCCUUUGACCAUCAUAAACAUUCCGUUGUUUGGAUUCCUGCAUCGGCUCGUUGGAGGUUUCUGAAGAAGAUAAUAGUGCAAAAUUUAUUAUCACCGCAAAACCUAGACGGUAUUCAAUCUAUAAGGAUAAGAAAGGUGGAGGAACUUCUGAGCUUAGUAAACACAUUUUGCGAGAGAGGAGAGGCUAUAGACAUGGCUCGUGCUUCCUUCAUCACAUCUUUCAAUAUAAUCUCAAAUGCUCUAUUUUCCGUUGAUUUGGCCACGUAUAACUCUAACUCGUCGUCUUUCGAGUUCCACGAAACGGUGGUUCACCUUAUGGAGAUCUGUGGGAAACCCAACGCAGGAGACUUUUUCCGGUUUCUGAGGUUUCUUGAUUUACAAGGAAGUCGAAAAGAGUCAACGCUCUGCAUAGAGAAGCUAUUUAGGGUUUUCCAAGAAUUCAUUGAUGAUCGUGUGGCCAAAAGAUUGUCUCAGACAGGGGCGUCGAGUAACGAUAUGUUAGAUGCCCUUCUCGAUAUUAAACAGCAAAACCAAGAAGAGAUCACCAUUAAUGAUAUGAAGCACUUGUUUCUCGAUUUGUUUGUUGCUGGCACGGAUACAAACUCUAGUACAAUGGAGUGGGCAAUGACGGAGCUACUCCGUAACCCGGAGAAGAUGGUCAGAGCUCAGUGUGAGAUACGGCAAGUGAUAGGUGAAAACGGUGUCGUUCAAGAAUCUGAUAUUUCUAAGCUGUCUUACUUGCUAGCAAUUGUGAAAGAGACUCUUCGAUUGCAUCCUCCAGCUCCUUUGAUCCCACGAAAAUCUGAAUCUGAUGUCCAAAUCUUUGGUUUCUUCGUUCCAAAGAACUCUCAGGUUCUCGUGAACGUUUGGGCAAUGGGACGAGACUCGAACGUGUGGGAGAAUCCAAUGAAGUUCGAGCCAGAGAGGUUCUUGUUGCGUGAAAUCGAUGUAAGAGGCAAAGACUUCGAGCUGUUACCGUUUGGAUCAGGAAGAAGGAUGUGUCCGGGAAUCUCAAUGUCAUUGAAGACAACGCCUAUGGUGCUUGCCUCUCUUCUCUACUCCUUUGACUGGAAACUUCAAGACGGCAUCGUCCCUGGAAACAUGGACAUGAGUGAGGUCUUUGGUCUUACUUUACAUAAAGCCAAACCUCUCUGCAUUGUACCCAUAAAGAAACCUACAUCAUCGUCUUAAUAUUUUUCAUGUUAUUAUUUUCUUUAUAAUGAGACUUCUUUUUCACUUAUAGUUGCUUGAAAACCUGUGUAAGUGCUUGUGCUACAUGCAUAAAUCCUCUUCUUAGCAUUUCUAUAACUGUAACUCAAACAUACACAAUAUAAACAAACAGAGAAAUAUUGGAGAAAAAUCGCAAGAGAUUGAAUGAAUGUCGUAUGAACAACAUGCUUCGAACAAAACAAUGUUGAGUAUAAUUUCAUCAUCCUCUAAGGAUUUGUAAAUCUUGUUCGUAGGAGGGUCAUCGCCGCCUCUUGCGUUAUUAGAUAUAAGAGAGUCAAUUACCACGACAAAAUGGGGAGCUAAAUCUUCACUGAAUAAUCAAUUUAUCAGUUGUUGAUUAUGCAGAUUCUGUGCAGUUUUUGUCUUUUGUUUUUCGGGAUUGUGAUAUUUUGCUUCUUCAAUUCUCUUCGUCUUAGGUUUUCUCAUCAUCUCCCAUAUUUUAAUCCACAUAGACAAUACAUAUGCAUACACUCUCAAGGCCAAAUUUGUUGUCAUAUCUCAAGCAUAACUGAUGGAUCAUGAUCACUCGAAGUAAUGCUAUAUAAAAAUGUUUCUGAAUUAUCCAGUUCGUAAAUACAUUAUUCUAAAGUGUAUUAUGUUCAUGACUUCUUAAGACUAUAUUCAACACUCAAUCCACUAAAAAUUAAAUUCCGUAGAAAUAUGUUAUAAUAUUCAUCUUUUUUUUUGGAUCAAAUUAUAAUAUUCAUCUUAACUAUGUUUCCUUUGACAAAAAAACUAUAUUUCUUGGCUUUUUGAAAAUUUUAAGAGUAGUAUAUUUAGAUAUCAAUGUAAUAGUCAAAGAAAAAAAAUCAUGCCACAGUAAUAGUUUUACUGUUCCAUUAUAACUUCACAAACGAUGUAAGUUGUAACUAAUGAUUUAACUUUUACUAUAGGGGAAAUCAUCUCAAGCACUCCCUGUUCAUGUUUGUAAGAUUUUCUUAAUCAUGAGGUGGUUAGGGCUUGAAGAACCCAGAUUUCCAAGCUUAUAUUGGGCCUAUGUAAUAUAAAGCCCAUAUAUUACUAUAAAGCCCACAAUGUAUAUAAAGAAACACAUUUACUUAACAUGAUUGCAUUUUCAGCGAAACAAAUACUUGAUUGAAAAUUUGUAAAUUUAAUGUUUAAUUGACUUUUAUGUGUGCUAAAUCCUGAAUCGGACACAACCUCUCUCUCUCUCUCUCUCUCUCUCUCUCUCUCUCUCUCUCUCCUUUCUUUCUCUCUCUCUCCCGCGCGCCCAAGUCGCCUCCCUUCUCCGAUCGUCUCCCCCUCUCUCUUUACUUCCAUCGUCUGCUUAACCAUUCGCAUUCUUCGCUUCUACAGUUUGAGGAUUAGAGUACCCCGUCCAGAUUCGCUGGACUUCAUCUCAGUCGCUUCCGAUUCGCUAAUCUGAACAUUUCCUCCGCUCUCGAUCCGU